This is a messenger RNA of Pseudo-nitzschia multistriata, 2956 nucleotides long. The record is from the annotation of a GenBank genome assembly. NCBI's taxonomy places the organism in Eukaryota, Bacillariophyta, Bacillariophyceae, Bacillariales, Bacillariaceae.
CUAACACGGAAGCCGCUCGAUGAAGUCACAGAUUGUCUAGUCGGACGAACGUUGAACUCGAAUCAAAUAAAUAUGCGACUAUCACCGCAGUUUCGUGCUUAUUCUUGAUCCUUUGUACCAGUACCGAUACGUAAAUCUCGUACGUAUCGUACAGAGCUCUUUCACAAAGAUUCCCGUUUGAUCUCAAGUUCAGAAAUACUAGGUGCCAAGCUCCGUGCCGCACCGAACUCAUCUCAGAGCAACUCUGUACUACACCAUCCACCACUUCCUAAUAAUCAGACGCUCAAAUCGAAUAUUUUCCACAAUGAAAUUUCUAUUUCACCUUUCGACCCUCGUGUUGCUGAAAUCGUGCGUCUCGUCGGCGUUUGUCUGCAACCCGCAACGCAUCGCGUCCGCAACCACGCGGUUAAGCGCAGCCAAUGGUGAUGUCGAUUUUGACACACCGGAGAUGGGUGACGUCGGUUUUGUCCUCCUUGCUGGGGGCACGGGGAGCCGAAUGAAAGCGAGCAUGCGUAAGUUGUUGACUCGUUUGUGAGUUCCCGGUGUUGCUUUGGGUCAAACGAGACGACCGGGAUAGAAAAUUGUUCAAAAUUAAAAAAAGAUUCUGUUGCGAAUUAGCAACUGCGCCAGAGUUACAUAGUAGUCUCAGGUACUGUUGUAAAAUGAUUUUCUUAUUCUUAUCGUUUGAACGGGGCAGCAAAACAAUACCUUCCACUGCGAGGAGUACCUGUGUUGCACCAUUCGCUCGAUUUAUUCCUGGAAAAGCUAGUAGACCAUUGUAAAAGCAGUGGAGACUCAUCGCCUCCAGAGAAUGUUGUACUCGUCAUGGACCCGAAGUAUCAACCCGAAUACCAGGCUAUUGUUGAUAGAUACCCCGGUCGUCUUGAAUUUGCAAACCCCGGAGAGGAACGACAAGGAUCGGUCGAAAACGGUCUCAACAAACUUGUGGAAAUGUCAGAAGGAAAGUGCAAAUACGUUGCUGUUCACGACAGUGCACGACCCUUGGUGACUAUCGGAGAAAUAUGUGAUGUCGUCAGAGAUGCCAAAGAACAUGGUGCAGCCGUAUUGGGAGUCCCAUGCAAGGCCACCAUUAAAGAAAGUGAAGAUGGUUCUUUUGUCCAACGAACAAUCGAGCGAUCUAGACUUUGGGAGGUGCACACUCCACAGGUAAUCCUAAUCGAAAAUUUGCUGAAAGGAUUCAAAAAGGUCGCGGAAGAAAAUUUGGAAGUUACGGACGAUGUUUCUGUCAUUGAGCAAUUGGGAGAAGCGGUGAAGCUUACACGAGGCGAAUACACAAAUUUGAAGAUUACAACUCCGGAGGACAUGGAUGUCGCUGAGGCCAUCUUAGAAGAUCGGAAAAGUAAGCCUGUCAAUAUGUUGGCUUAAAAAAUCAAAUGUGGUUUCAUGAAGAAUUUCUCGAAUCCGCUCAUUGUCUUGAUAGAGAAGCAGAAAAAAGUGUUAUAUGCUAUGCAUAAACUUCGUAUUAUUUAUAUCAUAACGAAUAGUAACUCUCCUAUUAUGACAACAACGGUGGUUCGGUUCUAUUCCUACUCUACAUUGUUCGAAGAAACUGGAACAUACCAAUAUUGGCUUAGUUCUGAAGAAUUUGAAAAUGUGCCGGUUCAACUAUUUCGAGUCCAUUUUCUGACAAAAGACUGCGUCGUGUCUUUUUAAUUGCACAGCCAGCAUCAAUUCUAUAUAUUUGUUGGGUGCUUGUUUCACAGAAGUAACAUAACUUGCGUUAUCUACUUUUCGCUCGGCGCUCGAGUUGUCCUUUUUGGCGGGUCGAGCAAUCUGAUCGAUAAGAUUCUUUUGCUAUCUCCCUACACGUUCUCGAACAAAAAUAUUCGUCGUUGCAUUCUCUACACCAAACAGAGAUCUUCACCUUUUCACCGGUUUCGGGAUCCAAUUCGCCGUGGGUCUUUCGGCAAGAAGGAUUUGCACAAGACUUCCCGUUGCGGUCCUUUGGCUUGGGUUCGGCUGCAGAACGAUUUCUGGAAUUUCGCUCCCCGCCAUUGUCGGAAUGCAUACUCCGAGAGAGAACUAUUCGGUAGUCAUUCUGCAAGGCUUCCCAAGCACCCGAGUGUUCCCAAAGAUUAUAUAGGGUCCACGCGUCCAGUAAAUCUUCCACAUGGGGGUGCGUCUCGGGCCUCGGCGGGCCAUCUUCUAAAAACGAGGCAGAGCCCGCCUCGUUCAGAACUUCUCUAGCUGGUAAUGAAAAAGAGAGUUUCGGCCGUCUUCCUUCAAUCGCGGGCGGGCACACAUUCAGAGUCAUAUCUUCCAGCAAGUCCUCCAUACACUCUAAACAUGUCAAGCGGCAAAUUGUUCUCGUCCCUAAUGUCAUUUGCGAUCCUUUCAUUAUGGUGAUUUGGAGCAACGGAUAAAAAAGAAGCCAGUAUUCAUGUUCGUAAUCGUCACCCUCUUGGGGAGUUUCGGCAGUCUUGCCACACAAUGGGCACAUCAGUAACGACUGAACAUCCGGCCAAUCGAAACUUCCAUUUGGCGAUAUAUUCAUUUCAAUUGAUUGCUCCUUUGUUCGCAUCAUGACAUUGAAAUCUUGAAAAUUUUCUGGUGUGAAAAUACAGCGACCUCCUACCGUCAGUGUUAUGGGCAUUGUUCGCUGUAUCGUCCCAGGAGAAGGCUCAAAUUGAAGUAUUGUACAUCCAUUAAAAUCCACAUAAAAAUUUUCGUCUCCGUUUUGGUUAUCACUGUCAGUCUCAGGGUUGUAACCCUUAUCUUGAUACACAAGUACUCUUUGUUUGGGCAGGAUUUUUAUCCUUGGAUCAAAGGUACCAUCCUCUUGUAUUAGUAGGCUGCACUUAGCCUCCAUCAUCCCAGGAGUUUCCAAGCCAGACCAUGAGGGCGACUUAUUAUUGGACAUUUGGGAGUGUGGUGCAAUCGUUGAUUUGUCUUUGUGAUGUGUUGUUUUCUGAAAUAAUGAAUUGGUCAAAACAGC